Bactrocera tryoni is the source of this 1040-nucleotide messenger RNA. RefSeq lists its product as uncharacterized. The record is from RefSeq and is a predicted model, not a curated record. Gene Ontology annotation, cellular component: nucleus; transcription regulator complex. Lineage: Eukaryota; Metazoa; Arthropoda; Insecta; Diptera; Tephritidae. The coding region runs from base 55 to 933 and encodes 292 amino acids. Gene Ontology annotation, biological process: regulation of transcription by RNA polymerase II. The transcript has 5 exons.
GUUGUGUCAAAAAGCCAAUUUCUUUCACUUGGUCAUUUUUGUGUGACAAACAAAAUGAGCAGAUAUAGUUUCUUACAAAGGUCAACAAACGGGGCGGCUACAACGGGGAAAAGAUUUCGUAGGCUCGAAAAAGUUUGGACACAUGAUGAACAAAAAAUUCUCAUAGAUUAUAUAGCGUCAAGACCAGCUUUAUGGGACCCCGAUUCCGAUUCGUAUAGAAAUCGCGACAUCAGAAAGAAAAUUUGGGCAGAAAUCGCAGAGGUUACAAAGCAUAGUGUAAAUGACGCGAAAAAUUACUGGAAUAACUUGCGCUCCAGAUUUAAUACUGAGCGACGGAAGGCAGUGCUCUAUGAAAAAAAACAUCUUGGCAACAAAUAUGAAUCGGGUUAUGAAUUUUACUCAGGAAUGCAGUUUUUAACUAAAAUCGAACCCAGGCGAACGGCGCACAGUGUCGAGGAUAUGCAUAUCCAAAUGAAUGAUUACAUUUCCCUUGAAAGUCAUUCUCAAGAUGAAAGCGAUAUAGAAUCUAUACCCAGUUUACUGGAACCCAAAUAUGAGACUGUUAAUAAUGAUUAUUCUGAUUCCAACAUAAAAGAAAUAUUUGUCAAUGGCACUUUAAAUCAGCAAAUGGCAACUGGCAAUAACUAUUCUUCCUCGGAAAAGUUUGUGCAUCCAAAUGAGCAUAGCACUUUAGAUAAUUUGACGAUGGAUCCGUUGAAAGCAGAUGAAUUGCCGGCCAGGAAUAAGCGCAAACCGCAUUUGGGCAAUAAUCAUGAAGUACCAGUGCGUAGAAAGUGGAAGCAAGUCUUCUCCGAGUUCAUAUUGUGUGAACUAGAGAGAUAUGAGUAUAGUGACGCGCAAAGACUGAAGGCUGAACUGACGUCGGCCUGCUUGAACUUUCAACCACAACACCCGCAAAUUAAUGAUUAUUAAUGCAACUAUUUGUGAAUAAAACUGAUUAAUAUUAUGUAUUAUAUUUGUAUGUAUGUAGUAUUAAAUAUCUAUGAUUCAAAGAAUAAAUUAUACUUAUAGAAUUAAAA